Messenger RNA from Phycodurus eques (leafy seadragon), 2267 nucleotides. It is a transcript of the gene gmpr2, whose product is annotated as guanosine monophosphate reductase 2. The transcript is spliced from 10 exons. Bases 102 to 1148 code for a protein of 348 amino acids. The record is from RefSeq and is a predicted model, not a curated record. Lineage: Eukaryota; Metazoa; Chordata; Actinopteri; Syngnathiformes; Syngnathidae. Gene Ontology annotation, biological process: nucleotide metabolic process. Gene Ontology annotation, cellular component: GMP reductase complex. Gene Ontology annotation, molecular function: GMP reductase activity.
UUCAGUAUUCGCAUCCACUUCGAGAAAGGAAGCUUAUGCCGCUCACUCUUUGGACGUUACACUAUUCCCUUUUCUAGUUUAUACGGUGAACCGUUUCCACAAUGCCUCGCAUUGAGAAUGACAUCAAGCUGGAUUUCAAGGAUGUGCUCCUCCGGCCCAAGCGCAGUACCCUCAAAUCAAGGAGUGAGGUGGACCUGCUGAGGAGCUUCACCUUCAGGAACUCCAAGGGCAGCUACACCGGCAUCCCCAUCAUUGCCGCCAACAUGGACACCGUGGGCACCUUUGAGAUGGCCCGGGCGUUGAACAACUUCACCGUCUUCACCGCUGUCCAUAAGCAUUACUCUGUUGACGACUGGCGGGAGUUUGGGGCCAAGCACCCGGAAUGCCUGGAGAGCGUCGCGGCCAGCACGGGCACCGGCGACGCCGACUUCGAGAAGAUAUCCGCCAUCUUGGCAGCCGUGCCGCAGCUGCGGUACAUCUGCGUGGACGUGGCGAACGGCUACUCGGAGCAUUUCGUGCACUUUGUCAAGGGCGUUCGGCAGAAGUUCCCCUCGCACACGAUAAUGGCAGGAAACGUGGUGACGGGAGAGAUGGUGGAGGAGCUGAUCCUGGCCGGUGCGGACAUCAUCAAAGUGGGCAUCGGACCAGGCUCCGUCUGUACGACUCGCAAGAAGACGGGCGUGGGGUACCCGCAGCUCAGCGCGGUGAUCGAGUGCGCCGACGCAGCCCACGGACUGAAUGGCCACAUCAUCUCGGACGGGGGAUGCACAUGCCCCGGAGAUGUCUCAAAGGCUUUCGGUGCCGGAGCGGACUUCGUGAUGCUGGGCGGAAUGCUGGCCGGCCACUGCGAGAGCGGCGGCGAGACCAUCGAGAAGCUCGGCAAGAAGUACAAGCUGUUCUACGGCAUGAGCUCCGAAGUAGCCAUGAAGAAGCACGCUGGCGUCCUGGCUGAGUACAGAGCGUCCGAGGGCAAGACGGUAGAAGUGCCGUUCAAAGGUCCGGUGGAGGUGACGAUGCGCGACAUCUUGGGCGGGGUGCGCUCCACGUGCACCUACGUGGGGGCGGCCAAGCUGAAGGAGCUGAGCCGCAGGACCACCUUCAUCAGGGUCACCCAGCAGCUCAACACCGUCUUCGGCAACGACGGCUGAAAUCCCGACAGAGUCUUCAACACUGCUCGUAUGGACGCAUACAGUCACACUGCCGUUCCUGCUAUGUUACUCCCACUAGACUGGCAAAUCUGACGCACUAAUGCUUCACUUCCUUACAUCCCUCCAACCUUUUAGUUUGAGGUUUCAGUUUGGACAUCUCGUUCAUCAGAAUGGUCUUUCACAACUUUUAUUGAGCCUAGGCACAUAUUUUAAAUCUCAUGGCACCAAGCCCCUGCAAAAAGUCACAAAAAUGAUACACAGUGAACCCCUGCUCUUCACAGGGGAUAGAGCAGCAGACACUGAAAAUCUGAAAGUAAUUGACAUCCCCACCGAACCAUUUCUAAUCCAUGCCACAAGAUGGCAAAAAUCACUGGGGACAGGACUACUAUUGUCGAAAUGAAUCUCUUCAAGUCACUUCAACAUUAGUCAUUGACACCAAGUUGCAACAAGAUGGCAGCAAAGCACUAUUUUCGUCUGCAUGAACCACCUCAACGCACUUAAACAUUAUAACUUGGCUCCAAGAUGGCGCCAAAGUAAUAUUUUUAUUGCUUUAUCUUGAGCACGAAACCAGCGACGAUGCGGCGUGGGAUUCGCUGUAUACUCAUCUCAAUUUACUCCGAAAUUGACUUACUAAGCGUGUCGUCGGGGACUUUUUAGUUGACCACAAAGCGACAAUUGGACCCUCUGCCAUCUAGUGGCAGAGCGUUUAAUUGUUGGUGGCGCAGAUAGAUGAACAAAGAUACGUUAUUUUUGGUAAAUAAAUCGUAAUUAGUGGACCAAUUACAUGAAACUGGAUCAUAUACGGCAGCACAGUAGUUGCGAAUCAUUGCAUCCGAAAGCUUCAAUGUUGUAUGCAACAAAAUCGUUCUUCAAGGUUCUAAGGGUACAAAAUUAAGGAUGUUUAUAAUUCGAUAAUAAUGUUAUUUUAUUUGUUUUAACUGCGACCAAUCCCAAAGUUAAAUGUAAUUUUUAAUUUAUUUUUUUUAAGUGAUGUACACUUUCGGGUCAUGUUAUUAUUCAUUGUUGCCUUGACAGUAAGUGUUCCUUGUACGGGUUUAUGUCAGGUCACACGAGUGUCUGUUUCAUUCAUGUACAUUACAAUACAGCUGUUCCACUUGC